Molecule: messenger RNA, 6923 nt
Organism: Schistosoma turkestanicum
Lineage: Eukaryota; Metazoa; Platyhelminthes; Trematoda; Strigeidida; Schistosomatidae
Source: the annotation of a GenBank genome assembly
AUGUUUACUGCAUCUUCGACUAAUUCUGACACAACAACAUCACCUUCGGUGAAAUUAUUAUCUAUCGACGAACAUCCUCAAACAACACAAUUUAAUACUAAUCAAAAUACUAAUAAUCUUGUUGUCAGUGAUUCUUUAUGCAUUGAUUCGUCUGAACAUAAUACUCAGGAACUUUUAACUAACAUACAUCAUAACAGUCCAACUAGCAGUAGUAAUAAUAACAAUUAUGUACUAAAUUCAAACAAUAAGACUACCUCAUUUCCUUCUAGUAUUACGGACCUUUCAUCAUCAUCGUCAUCGUCCCUUUUUCAUUGUGAAAAUUGUCCCAUAUGUGGAGAUAAGGUAUCUGGUUAUCACUAUGGUCUUCCUACAUGUGAAUCUUGUAAAGGAUUUUUCAAACGUACUGUGCAAAACAAGAAAGAAUAUCAUUGUAAUGAACAAAGAAAUUGUGUUGUUGAUCGAUUACAUCGGAAAAGAUGUGCUUAUUGCCGAUUUCAGAAAUGUUUAAUUGUAGGUAUGAGAAUAGAAGCUGUUCGUGAAGAUAGAAUGAGAGGUGGACGUAGUCGUCGUGGACGUUCAUCGUACUGUACAACACCGAAUUCCAACAGUAAUAAUAAUAGCUCUGAAACAGAUCAUAUAAAACAUUUACUUCCAUCUAACGUUUCUGCAAUGUAUUCAAAACCUGUUGACAGUGAAUUAUACAGUAGUAUUACUCCUCCACUUCCUCAUACUACUUCUACCAUAAAUGUAAAUAAUAUCCAUCUUCCAAGCAGUGACAUUGAUACUUCCAAUAAUAUUACAACAUCACUUCCAUACGAUAAAGAUUAUUGUAACAAGCGAUCGCCAAUAAUUGUCCCGUCACUAUGUACAGUAAGUAAAACCAUCUCUGAGACAGAAUUUCCCACCUAUUCUUCAUCCUUAACGUAUUCAGUUCCACCACUUACAACCGCAUGUACUACAACAGUGAUAGUAUCACCAAACCAUUCAGCUUUGUUGUAUGAAUCUAGCGUAUUCAGCUCAAAUUGUUCUCAAAAUGUCUUUAUUCUGAAACCGGGAUCAUCAGUUGAAGAAAUGAAUACUGAAAACGAUCAUUUAUCAACAUCUUCAUCAUCAUCACUAUCAAAGCAUUCCAAUUGUCAGAAUGAUUCUAGACCUAAUUCGUACAAUACUUCAUCUGUUAACUCUUGUUCUUCCUCAAGUCCAGUUUAUCAUCAUAAUUCAUUUAAAGCUAUUGAUCAUACAAAUGUAGAUAUGUCUGACAGUUGUUCAACUGUUAUUUGUAAUUUAACUACUCCUUUCAUGAUUACUGAUUCUUUAAAUUUGGUUUCAAUUGAAUCUUCUGAUAAUUCUACUAUUACUACUACUGAUUCUAUCAUGAAUAUUGCUUCUUCAUCUACCGGCCUGUCUACAGAUACAUAUACAAGUCUGGGUAAUCUACCUUUAACAGAUUCUUCUUUGGUUUGUCGAAGUCGUUCUUACUUACCUACGCAUAGUAUGGAUUCUCUAGACUUCACUGAUUUAACUCAAAAGCUUCCUAGUACCACUACUACAACUACUACAACUACAACGACGACAACAACAAUAUUGAAUUCGAUGAGUUUAUCAUCUAUAUCCUCAUCAGCAUCAUUAUUAUCAUUUUCUACUGGGAUGCGUUCCUCUAAUGCAGAUUUUGUUGAUUUAUCGAAUUCAGAUCCGAAACGUUUACGUUUAUGCUUUACAGAUGUAAAUAAUACUGUUUAUGCUAUGGCUACUACUUCUGUCACUGGUACUACUAACACUACUACUACUACCUCACACGUUGGCGUUAGUGGAUGUAACGAAACAGAGGAGUUGAAUAAUUAUCAACAAUUUUCAUCUCAUUUGUUAAAUCAUUCCUAUGAUCAGAUUUCACACUACCAGGCUAAUAAUAGUAGUCGGAUCCAUUCACGUCAUAAAACUUCUUCUCCUUUAACAUCGUUACCAUCAUUAACAACAGGUGUGUCUUCAACAUCAACCUCAGGUAUUUGGUAUCCAUCAUGUCUUGAACUUGUAAAUUCUUCUAAAUCAUCUUUUCUCCCUACAUCAUCAGAAUUACACGACUCAUCCGUUAUGAAUGAAUGUUCUAGUUAUCUUCAAAUUAUGGACACAAAUUAUCACCCCUUAAUAAAAGAUACUCCUCAGUCAACGUCAGUUUAUUUAAAUUCUAAUCUUGCUACUCUAUCAUCAUCAGUUUUGCGUCCUUCGAAUAUUGUGUUACAAAAUGUCAAUGAAAGUGUCAGUCACAGUAAUAUUACUUGUAUUAACAAUACAUCUAUUGGUCCUAACCCUGGUUCUGCCGCUGUAAAUACUACUUCUGUCAUGAAUAACAAUGAUAAUACUUCACAAUUACCUUUACAUACCGAUAAUCCUAGUCAAUCUAUUCCACCUUUUCAACAUUAUUCUCAACCAAAUCCUAAAUUACAUCUUAUGUAUAACCAAACGCAUGCUAGUUUUUGUAGUCCAGUUGCUUGUGGUUUAUCUGAGUCUAGUUUGGAUUUAUCUGGAAAUUUGCUCAACACUACUACUAAGUCUACAAGUAAUCCUAGCAGUUCAUGUUUACCUUUCGAUUUUGAUAAAAACAAUUCAUGCUUCCCCAAUAAUAAUAGUAUUAAUAACCACUUAUAUCCAUUAACCUCUUCAAUGAAUGAUAAUCAUUAUCAUCAAAAGGUACGACAACAAAUAAAAAAUCCACUCCUUCUGCCUCCACCACCUUUGCUUGCUUCUUUUUCUAACCAUCCUUAUCCAAACUUUGCUAAUGAUCAUUUGAUGAAUACCACUACAUCACAUACACAAAUGAUGAUGAAUUCCACCUCUGUAAUAGUCGGUUCCACAAGCUCUAUGAAUCAGCCAAAUCCCACAGAUUUUAUUGAUCUUGAAUCAGCAAGAACAGAUCGUGGUGAAUCAGAGGUUGGAGGAUCAAGUGAAUCCGAAGUAUCCGGUGAUUAUUGUGGCGUCAGAAGAACUGGUGAUAAUCUUAGAAGUACUAACAAUCACAACGAUAAUAAUGUCAAUGCUACUAGUAAUAAUCAGAGCAAUGCGAGCUUUGGAUUGAUAAAUAAUGAAUUAUUAGCAAAAACAAAAUAUGAUUGUAACAUUAAUGAUGAUGAUUAUUUGACAGGUGAUGAUACCGAUGGGGACGAUUGCACCGAUAGUAUCCUUGAUGAUGAUGAAGAUAAUGAUUACGAUGAAAUAAAUGAAUAUGAUAAUGAUGACGAUGAUGAUGACGAAGACUAUGAUGAACAUGAUGAUGAAGAUGAUGAUGAUGAAACGGAAAAUGAUAUUGAUGAUCCUGAUAGAAAUUUCGAUGAUGAACAAGACAGAGAGGAUGAUGAACUCAGUGGUGCUGGUGUUUGUGGUGUUACUAGUGUAGGAGGAGGAGGUGGUGGUGGUGGAAGAGAUAUUCUUGAUAUGUCUGAAGGUACUGGUCAUUCUAGUUUCACUUGUUCUACAUCAUCUUACCAUAAAUCAGAAUAUGAAAGUGAAUCAAAUCAUACUGGUGCUACUAACUUUCAUCUUAAUACUGCCUCUGCGACAUCUACUAACAGUAAUGCAAAUAAGAUUAAUAACGUUAGUAACAAUAAUGAAAUUUCGUUCAGUAAUAAUUGUACUUUCCAAGUGAAUGAUUUUAAAUUUGGACAGAUAUUUACAACGUCAAUAGAACAUGAUUACAAAGUUGUGGAAGUGGUUCAGAAAUUUAUUCCUAAAUUGAAAUAUAGUCUAUCUGAAUUAUGCUCAUUUUUAAAGUCUAAAAAUCUUGAAUUAACUAACAAUAUUGCUACUGCGACACCAUCGUCUUCCUCUUUUACAUCAUCAUCAUCAUCGUCACGAAAUAAAAUAAUCAGUGAAUGCAUCAAUACGGAGCCUAUGUUCGUGUCUAGAGAACCAUCUGUAGAAAAUGCUUCAAACUCCAUUUUACCAUUGUCACCAUCAUCAUCGUCAUCUCUUGUACAUGAAUCACAGUUGCAUAAUAAUGGCAUUGAUUCUCAGGGAAAAUCGCUAAGUCAUUUUGACUCGGCUGAAUUCAACGUGCCAAUGUUUAGAAAUAAUAAAAUUAAUUGUUUUCCAACACUUGGCAUUUCUUCUUCUUCAUCUACUUCUACUACUACUAUUACUCAAACAAAUGAAAAUAGUACUGCUAUAAUUAAUCGAUAUCUAGACGAUAUAUUAUCUUCCUUAUGUUCGUUAUUAGAAACAUGUUUAUUUUAUUUAGUGGAUUGGAUGGCUCAAAUAGAAUCAUUCAAAGUAUUACCGGUUGAGGAUAAAAUGCAAUUGUUGAAUAGUAGUUGGAGUGAAAUUAUCCUAUUGGAAUUUAUUCAUUUCUAUGUAACACAUUUAAAUAAUGUUAAACGAGCAAAUACGAUACUAACGGAUUCUAAACGACGUUGUACAAAUGUCAUGGAUCCAUUGAAUAAUUACUCAUCAUUAAUUCCAAUGAAUACAAAUUCUAUGGGUUGUAAUGAGCAUAAUAACCCAUUAAUUGCUACUACUACUACUACUACUGCUCCUUUUACUAAUAGUACUACUAGUACUACUACUACUGCUACUACUACCAAUAUUACAACGGCGACGACGACGAGCACAACAACAACAUCCUCAUCAUCGUCAUUACUGUAUCAUUCUUCUGUAUCUAUGGAAAUAUGUGAUCUUAUUGAGAAUUUGUUAAAUAAUCUUUUAGGCGGCAUCGAUAACUGUGGUAGUGCUGGCGCUGCUGCUGGUGCCGGUGGCGGUGGUGGUGGUGGUCAAUCUGAGUUAAAACAUAAAUUAAAUGAUUUAUUGACAAUGUUUCAAAAACUCCAACUAGAUAAUAAAGAAUUUACAUGUUUGAAAUUUAUUGUUUUAUUUAAUCCUUUAAAACAUGAUACCUUUUUAACAUCGAAUUUAAGUUAUGCAUUGAAAAUUCAAGGGAAAUUUUGUCAUUUCUUAUUGAAACGUUCACGACGAUUUCUACGUUUAACAAAUGCAUCAAAUCAAUCUCAAAAACUCAAUCAUACAUCGUCAAAUGAAUUAAAUACUAUACUUCUACCUGAUAGAUAUGGUCAAAUUUUAUUAGAAUUAGCAGAAAUUAAAUUUCUUGCUUUCCAAUUAGAAAGUUUUUUACUUGUACGAUAUAGAUUAGGUAAAAUACCGAAUGAAAGUUUAUUAAGUGAAAUGUUAUUAACAAAACGUAGCCGAGUGUCACAUUCUACGCAACCGUCUUAUGGUAAUCUAAUGACAUCACCAAUGAAAUCACCACCGUCUACAACAUCAUCUCAUGCAAUGCCAACAACACGUCACUUUACAUAUACCAAUGUUAAUUCAAAAGUUAUUCCUUCACCGUCACCUUCAUCAUCUAUAGAUGCUGAUCGUCGAUCAAAUGAUGAAAUGAUAAAACACUCUAAUGAAGCUUCUUCUUCUUCACUAUGUAUAAAUGAUCUGAAUAGUGGUGGUACUACAAUGAUGAUAAAUUCUUCGGGAAAUUUAUCUAACACGUCAUUCACUUCUUUUUCUCUUCCUUCAACUCUUUCACUUACUUCUCUUCAUUCGUCUAAUUCCAUUCAUCAGUUGAGCAAUAAAAAUAACAAUUGUGAUAAUAAUGAUUCAUUAAUUUUUAAAAAAAUUGAUUCACAAUUGUCUUGUACAUCAUUUCUUAAUUCUUAUACUAAUUCUCCGUUAUACACUCCUACUACUACAACUCAAUUAGUUUAUAAUCAUUGUUUCAUUAACAAUGAUAAUCAUGUUACUACUACUACUAGUACUACUACUACUACUUCAAAUCAUAAUAAUAACACUUUUAAUGAACAACUACACGAGUCAUUGUCAACGGUAACAACAAUACCGGCGACAACAACAUCACUUGUAAACCAUACCUCAAUAUUAUCAUGAGAAGCAUUUGUUCGUUUGUGCUUUUUGUUCCCCUUUUCUCCUUCUUUUAUUUUUCUUGUGUUUUUCGCCUUAUUUAUAACUUCAUAUUCGUGUCUAUUUGAAAGAGAAAAGAGCAUCAACCAUAAUUAAUCUUUUCUGUAGACAGAUCGUCGCAUAAUUCCCCCCCCCCCUAUUUAUACAUUAAUCAAUUAAUCAAUCAAGGCAGGAUUUUUUUUCACCACUUCUUUAUCACAGUACUUUCUGUCCGAUUAUUUUUGUGUGUGUAAGAAAUUUUGUUUGUUUGUUUUUCUUUUCUAUGUACCUGUUCUUAUCUUUACGCAGUGUACACUAUGUGUAAAUAUAUUUCGUAGUUUUGUGUACAAAUUAUUUUCCUUGUUUGUAUGUGUGUAUAUCUUGAGUGCAUUUUUUUUUCUGAGACAGGCUAAUAAGCACAUAUAUUUGUGUGAUUGCUUAUGUCCACUUAUGUUCAAACUCAGGAGUAACCAAGUCUACCUCGGGAUUUUUUUUCAGUAUCAUGUGAUAGGUUUCUCGUAGUAAUAUUGAUAAUAAUAAGAGAUGGGGAAAUUUUUUGUCUAUCUAACCAUUUUUUUUCUUGCAAACACCUUUCUUCUUUUCACCUUGUUCACCUCACUGUAUGAAAGUGAAAAAAGGGCAUGUAGUAAAGUGAAUCAUUGAAAACAGUUUAUUUCAUCCAUUGUGAAAUAUUUGAAUUUUUGUUUAAUUAGUACGUAACUGAAGUGUAGACCAGCACUGAAAUUGGGAUUAGGAGUUAAACGAUCAAUUCUAUUGUUUCUUUCUUUUCAUAUUUCCUAUUCCUAUAAAUCCAUUGAACCCUAAUUUCAUUGUUUCCCUUGUAGUUCAAUUGUUCUUGCCCCAACCUCUAGCUUCCCCUGUGUACUUAUUCUCUUCUUCCAUUGUUUAUUAGGUAAAACAAAAUUGUGCGUUAAUAUUGAAGAGACCACGCCUUUUUUAAUUUAUUUGUCCUACUUUAUCUUUCUUGUCAUUUGUUUCUCUUCUCAUCUUCCAUAUGCACACAUGUACAC